AUAACAAAACUCCAGGUGUUGCAUACACCACAAAAAUUACAUGAUCGCCCACACGCAUAAAUCUAUUUGACUUGCAAAACUUUGAAAUACUUGUUUCAAAACAAAUACAUGAGAUUGUGUCUUGCACCUCUUGUGAAGGUGAGGCUGAUACCCGGACACGCCGUAGCCGCCAAACCGACGGCUCAAACUCAGCCCCUCACGUCCACCCGUGCGCCGCCGAAUGCCGAACACAAAACCCACGCCCACCCACGCACGCACCGCGCCGGCGUCGGCAUCGGCAUGAAGAGCUCGGCGGACGACGUGGACAUCGAGCUGGUCAAGGCGGUGGCGCAGGCGUGGUACGCGCACUCGGGCAACCCGCGGCCGUCCCGCGCGCCGGCGGACGACGACGACGGCGCUGGUCUGGGAGCGCGCCGCGCGGACGCCCCGCGCUACAGGCCGUCGCGGUUCAAGCUGGAGGCCGAGGCCGCGGCCGCGGCGGCCAAGCCGGCGCCAAACAGGAGAUCGUGGGACUUCACGCAGUCGCUGUGGGACACGUACGAGCUGGUCACCGUCGCGCAGAAGAUCGAGUCCAGCCUCGCCAUCGUCGACGAGGCCAGGCCACCAAGGCGUGGCUUUGGCUUCACCAACGAAGACGCCACGCGCGGGGGAGGAGGGAAGCGGCCGUGGGAGAGCAAGCGUAGCCUCAGGAGCCUGUUCCGCCGGUCCUCGUCCAGGAGGUUCGAGGAAUCAAGCAGCUAGCUAGUCUUCUCCCUCUCUACCCGCUGCCUGUUUCUCUCCUCUAGUCCUUCCUUGCCUGAAAAACUACUCAGGCAGCGUCUAUGCAACUUACAGAGCUAUCUGUACUGUCAGCCAAACCACGGCAUACUUCCAUCCCAUGCAUUUAGGUAGAGAAAAACACAGUCCGAUACAAGUACAUAUAUAGCGAAUGAAGCAUAUAUAUAUGAUUAUGAUCCAGAA
This is a messenger RNA of Hordeum vulgare subsp. vulgare (domesticated barley), 960 nucleotides long. RefSeq lists its product as uncharacterized. The record is from RefSeq and is a predicted model, not a curated record. The transcript has a single exon. The coding region runs from base 109 to 741 and encodes 210 amino acids. NCBI's taxonomy places the organism in Eukaryota, Viridiplantae, Streptophyta, Magnoliopsida, Poales, Poaceae.